Messenger RNA from Phytophthora sojae, 168 nucleotides. RefSeq lists its product as hypothetical. The transcript has 2 exons. The annotation marks the transcript as partial. The record is from RefSeq and is a predicted model, not a curated record. Lineage: Eukaryota; Oomycota; Peronosporomycetes; Peronosporales; Peronosporaceae.
GUCCUCGAUAUUCUGACCAUCAUUCCUGCGGACCAAGUCGCUGACAAGGUACUUUCUAUUAAAGUUGGGUUUUGUUUUUGGUAUCAAAAUUCGUGCCCAGCCGGCGCCAAGACGAAGUGGGAUGCGUUCUGGCGUUACUUCCGUAACUCUUUGACGCCGUCUUACGGU